Messenger RNA from Brenthis ino (lesser marbled fritillary), 1926 nucleotides. The record is from the annotation of a GenBank genome assembly. NCBI's taxonomy places the organism in Eukaryota, Metazoa, Arthropoda, Insecta, Lepidoptera, Nymphalidae.
AUGUUUAUUCGGUGUAUUUUGUUUUUAUUUUUUCUAGGACCUAUUACUGCUGAAUACCCCUUCCUUUCUUCGUCGGGAUCUUGCUCUAUACCAAAAUUGAAUAAUGGUAGAGUCAAAGUGCGACAACGAUCUCGACUCGUCAGGUUUAUGUGCUCUCCUAGAUAUACUCUAGUUGGUAAUAAGUACGCCACAUGUAGGAAUGGGCAGUGGGACGUGCAAAUACCUGUUUGUAUAAGUACUGGUUGCCCACCUAUACCGCCUGUGAAAAAUAGUAUACAAAUACCAAGUUAUGACAAUGCUUGGGUCAUAUUCUUCUGUCUGCCAGGAUACAAGCUUAAGGGCUCUGAGUCAAUCUACUGUGAUGGAAGAAGGUGGAAUACUUCAGCUCCUACAUGUGUCGAUUCAAAAGCGAAGCCACAACUUAGCUGCAGUUUCGAAGACCCUGACCUCUGCGGGUGGACCAACUCUGAACUCCACGAUUUUGACUGGGAGCGAUUGAAUGAGGCAACACCAAGCUCGUUUCUUAAGACAGGACCUUCGUAUGACCACACUUUCGGAAAAGGCGGAUCAGGUUAUUAUAUGUACAUUGAAACUACAUCAAGAUAUGAGAACGAUGCCGCUCGCCUCAUCUCGCCGGUAUACGACCGUAGUCUUUUGAAAGACGGAUGUUUUUCAUUCUUCUACCACAUGUAUGGCAACGCUACCGGUGGUUUAAAAGUGUACAUAAAGCCAGAUUUCUUAGAUUUAGAAAAGCUAACGAAACCAGGCGAGCUAAACAAAAAGUACAAUUUGUUCGAAAAAUGGGGAAACUUGGGUGAUAUCUGGUUCAACUCUGUGACUCCGUUGCCGGAUGUUGGCGAUAAUUUUCAGAUCGUAAUAGAAGGUAUUCGGGGAAGUAGCUACACUAGCGACAUCGCUAUCGACGACGUCGCCAUACUGCAGGGUACCAACUGCACAUCUGCUGAAGUAGCCGCUACUACACCACCUACUAUAGAUAUAUCGGAUUCCUGUGUGGGUCGGUGUCUAACAAACGACACUGUGGGCAGUGUCGGCUGCAGCUGCUCUACGAGUUGUUUCUUAGCGGACAAAUGCUGUUUUGACUUCUUCGACAUGUGUAUUUUUCUACCAGAUAGCGCGGGGGAAGCUGCGACCGAAUCUGAAAUAGUUCCUCAAACUCAAAAACGCAUAGCUACCACGCCUGAAACCACCUCAACCUCAACCACGACUUCAACUUCAACAACUACAACAACAACCCCAAAACCGACCACCACUACAACAACUACAUCAACAACAACCACCACAACACCACGUACAACAAUAAAAACAAGACAAAAAACAACAACCAUUAAAACCAACACCAAGUCCACUAGUACUACUACACGAACACCCUCAACUAUUAAACCAGUUGCGAAAACAACAAAAGCAUCAAUAAAAACAACACCUAAAAUAACAACAAUCCCCACUACAAUAAAAACAACAACACAAGCAAUAAAAACAACACCUAAAAUAACAACAAUCCCCACUACAAUAAAAACAACAACACAAGCAAUAAAAACAAAACCUUAUACUACAUCUACAACUUCUACGCCAAUUCCAACAAAGUCUACAACCAAUUUGCCGUACGGAAUCUCAAGAACCAUAGAAAAUCACAACGAUUAUCACGAUAUUUUGGAAAAGGCAAGAAAGGAAAAGGAAGUGGAAUUAAGAAAAGCUCUUCCUUUACAACCACACGAUACUCCAAAAGGUGGUGUAAGUGGAUGGAAAAUACUCUUAAUAAUAAUAAGUAUAGUUGCGUGUAUGGGGACUGUGUCUUGGCUGGUUUUAGUCGCACGAUCGUCGCGCGGCCGCGAGGCCAUUUCGCGGCUACGAGGCCAUGUCAGCCACGACCCAGAAGUACGGUUUCUAUCAACAGACGUUGAUGAUGAU